Molecule: messenger RNA, 633 nt
Organism: Melampsora larici-populina 98AG31
Lineage: Eukaryota; Fungi; Basidiomycota; Pucciniomycetes; Pucciniales; Melampsoraceae
Exons: 3
Coding region: 1-633 (210 amino acids)
Source: RefSeq, a predicted model, not a curated record
AUGAUCAUGGGAUCUUCAAAAGCCCUCAAGAAUCCCAAGACCAAAUCCCAAGGUCAUCUCCAAGAGAAUCCUUUUGACAAUAUCCUUCCUAGCUCAAGACUUCUGUACAACACAAUGAAAAAGAUCAGCAGUGAAACAUUAGAUGGUCUCACAAGAGAGUAUGAAUUCUUGGGCAGCCAUAUCAAGGCGGGAAUCAGUGUGGAGACCAAGGAGGAGAUCAAUCCUUUUUUUUUUGCUGAAUUGGGGUUCCCAUCUCUGGUUGUCUUGAUAAAGGACAAGGAAAAUCAGCAUCAAAGAAACUUGUAUUGGUUUUCCCUUGCAAAUUUUUGUCUAUCUGAGGUCCUGAAAUAUUGGGAAAUCAAUCACCCUUCCCUGUAUACCAAAGUUUACAUCUUAGAUGGCGGGUUCAAGAAUUAUGUUACAAUCUUGGAACCCAAUUGGAAGGGUGUUCACCAUCCUCAAAUCCAGUCUUGGAACUGCUCAAAUCAUAACUUGGACAUUAAUCAUUUUAAAAUGAAAGAGAAAGAUGCUUUUUGUAAGAAGAAGACUUACACACUCUUGGAUGUCAAUGGGCAAAUGAAUCUGGGGACAUUUGAGGACAUACCUGGUUCACCAACUAUUGCAAUGAGUUAA